AUGCUGAUGGACGCCUACCGUGAUGAGCGAUCCGGAAUCCACAUCGCGUACAGGACCAGUGGUCAUCUUCUUAACAGCCGGCGCAUGCAGGCCUCCGCGCGUCUCUUCACGAUUACUGUUCACGACCUGCUCUUCGCGGUUGACUGCGCAUUUAACAACAUAUCAGAAAGUGACGUGGACCGGAGCAUGGAACUCUUCGCUGUCGGGUGCGUCAACUUCGGGUUGACUAUCAACACGGACGAAACGGUGGUCAUGCAAAAACUGCCACCGAACGUGGCAUGCAGUGUUACUUGCAUCCACGUCAACGGAACCCAACAGAAGACCGUGUACAAUUUCGCCUACUUAGGCAGCAUACUUUCAUGAUGCACCAAAAUCGUCGAUGAAGUGGCUCACCGGACCUCCAAAGCCAGAUAAGACUUCGGUCGGCUGCAGAACUUCGUAUGCGAUCGCUACGGUCUCCAUCUGAAAAUCAAACUGAAGAUGAAUAAAGCUGUCAUCCUGCCAACGCUACUGUUUAUAGUGGAGACCUGGACAGUCUACAAGAGACAAGCGCGAAAACUGAAUCACUUCCACCUCAGUUGUCCCCGCCGGAUAUUAAAACUGAGAUGGCAGGACAGGUUCCCCGACACGGAGGUUCUGGAACGGACCAGAGUCCUCAGCAUCUACGCCAUGCUGAGGCAAUUGUAACUACGUCGGAGGGGUCAUUCCACGAGGAUAGAUGACGCUCAUCUACGAAGACAGUUCUUCUAUGGAGAUGUUGCCAAAGGUGUUCGCCGACAAGUAGGUCAAAUCCGUUGUUACAAAGACACCUUAAAGAACUACUUGACGCGUUUACAAAUCAACCUAAAGACCUGAGAAUACCUCGCACAUAACCGACUGGACGAUAGGAAAGCAGCGAAGACUGGAGCACCCAUCUAUGAACCAACCGGGUCGCCGCUGCCGAAGAUAAAAAAUAGGCUCGCAAGUCUCAGACGCCCCUGAUCCACAACGCCAACCCCCAAACCCUCUCGCCGUACCCACUGCGUCAGCGAACACUUUGCGCGUGGGACCAGCCUCGUUGGACUUCUCCGGACCCAGCGCACCAACCACCCGACAACCAAAACUGCUGUCUCCACUACCGCCCCCUCCAUCAAACUCCGUGGCGUCCACGAUGACGCUCAUCCUGACCACCGAUGCUCAACAUCACCGUGCCGAGCCGUGCCGCCGUCGAUCAUCGCCAUCCCCAUCAUUUCUGCCGAAACCUCAGUGACGACGACAACCACAACCGGACGAAACGCUCCCGACGUCUCGCCAACCACCACCCUCACCAUCACACUCCCGCAUCCGGCAAUGUGGAUUCGAUCCCAAACUGUCCUCAUUGCGACCGCACAUUCACCUCGCGCACCGGCCUAG
Spirometra erinaceieuropaei is the source of this 1392-nucleotide messenger RNA. Lineage: Eukaryota; Metazoa; Platyhelminthes; Cestoda; Diphyllobothriidea; Diphyllobothriidae. The record is from the annotation of a GenBank genome assembly.